UUGCAGGAAAAGAUCAAGCACCGGAAUAAGGAGAAUUAUGGCGGUGGCGGUGGUGGAUCGCGACGGGAUAAACGACUUUCCAGGAUACGCAGCAUCGAUGAUUCGUUCCUGAAACCCACCGCAGCUUAUCAUACAGUGACGCAAUCGAGGCACGCAAAAACUUCCCGGUCCUGUAUUGGUGGUGAUGAAUACGACGAAUACGACAAAUUUCGUCAUUCAGUCGAUUUUCCCAAUAGGGUAAGUUCAUCAUAA
Molecule: messenger RNA, 252 nt
Organism: Gongylonema pulchrum
Lineage: Eukaryota; Metazoa; Nematoda; Chromadorea; Rhabditida; Gongylonematidae
Source: the annotation of a GenBank genome assembly